Molecule: messenger RNA, 1177 nt
Organism: Daphnia magna
Lineage: Eukaryota; Metazoa; Arthropoda; Branchiopoda; Diplostraca; Daphniidae
Product: mucin-5AC
Exons: 2
Coding region: 84-914 (276 amino acids)
Source: RefSeq, a predicted model, not a curated record
UCGCAUGUAUAUAUAGACACACGGAGUGUGGGGUGAUGUAGUAUCCAUUUCUUCCACGUCGACUACGCGCACGAUCGUCAUCCAUGAUGUUCUCAUCAUUCGUGUCUUUGUUACUAAUCAGCGCAUUGACGUGGAGUUACUGCCACGCUUCUCCCUUUAACGAACACUCAACGGUUGAUCCGUUACCACCUCAAACUGAGUCUAAAGAAGUUCUUCCAAUUAGAAAACCACGAAAAGAAGUUGAUGAAAUCAGCAGCGAAAGUACUCCAUCCAUCACGACCGGCCAAUGUAAAGCAAUUUUACCUGAUGGCCGCCUUCAGACGGUUGUCUACACCUGCGCACCAACUGGCUACAGCGCUGUCGUUCAAUACCAUAAAAUAGGCAAUCACGGUGUUCAUGACGAAGCCAAUCAAACAGCCAACACUACCACCGGUGGCGAUGCAGUUCAACAACAUUUGCAGCCCAUCACAGAAAUUCUUUUUCGGCCUACAGGCGAGUCUUCUAUGACGACGAUAGCAACGGAAAUGACGUCCACUUCAUCCAUGGCUCCUCCAGUGGAAGUCACGUCCACUUCAUCCGUGUCUCCUUCAAUGGAAGUUGCGUCUACUUCAUCCACGGCUCCUCCGGUUCCAACAAAGAGGAGAAUGAAGUUAGAAUCGAUAACUGCCAUAACACCACCACAUCGGUUACAUGGAACGCCGGACAAGAUUUCGUUGGUUCAGCUUCAGCAUUCACUCCCGUUUCUUGCGGCCAUCACGACCACCACAACAACUCCGACUGGACGGGGUCGCAAUAGUCGUGUUAGCACUGAAGCCCCCGAGCCGAGUUCAUCAACAAAAUCAACCAUAAGCGGAAGAACGAGAUGGAACGCUUCGUUUGGAGGACGAAAAGUUCAAUCAGAACUUCCUUCAUAACAAAUGUGCAAGAAUGAACACAAAAAACAAGAUGUUUGAUCUAUACAUUUGAUUGAACCUCCUUUUUUUUAACGAGUUUCGUUUAUCUCUAAUUAGCACCGUACCACACGGGUUUUUUUUAUCGUCAUGUGUUGGCUGUUCAAAAAAUUCCAUUUUCAUCUUACGUCUUUAACGAGACGCCUCACUUUUCUUGCUAUCAUAGAGUCUAACAUGAAAUGGAUUUGUUGUAUUUUCUAUAGGGUUAAUAAAUCAAAAAUAAACGU